GAUACGCGAAAGACUCAGUAUGUCAAAUAUGCCGGACGAACAAACUUUCAUUGUGGUGAGAUACGGUGAUGACGAGUCAGCACUCUUCAACCCCUAUUGUGCAAGUCAUACAUUAACGGAAUGGAUAAGAAAAAAAUGCCGAUGUGAAGAUGACAUUACGAUAGACUUGGUCGACCUUGAUGGUCAAGUAAAGAAUCUCCCUACCAGACCUAAAGACUACGCGAGUGAGAUGGUGACAGGGCGGGAAACAUACGUUCUUAUACGGGUAGAACGUUGUAACGAUGGGAAAUUUAGCUACACAUCACUACUCAACAACCUUGCCGAAGUAAAUCCCGAACUGAGUGUUAAACUGUCAAGUAUGUCCAGACCCACAACAAGAACUAGUAAAAAUAAGAAACAGAAACCACAGGUGAAGCAGGUCAAGGCGGCGCGGCAAGAGUCCUCUCAAGGAAAGAGGCCAGGAAGUAGUGAGAAACCAAAGAAAUCAGCAAAAUAAAAGUGCCUCGCUCU
Molecule: messenger RNA, 510 nt
Organism: Ylistrum balloti
Lineage: Eukaryota; Metazoa; Mollusca; Bivalvia; Pectinida; Pectinidae
Exons: 5
Coding region: 20-496 (158 amino acids)
Source: RefSeq, a predicted model, not a curated record